Molecule: messenger RNA, 1080 nt
Organism: Sordaria macrospora k-hell
Lineage: Eukaryota; Fungi; Ascomycota; Sordariomycetes; Sordariales; Sordariaceae
Biological process (GO): L-threonine metabolic process
Molecular function (GO): homoserine kinase activity; ATP binding
Source: RefSeq, a predicted model, not a curated record
AUGGCGUCUUCCCAGCAGCAGAUCGAAAAGUUCGUCAUCAAGACGCCUUGCUCGAGCGCCAACAUCGGCCCCGGCUUCGACGUCAUUGGCCUGGCCUUGUCCAUGUACCUGGAGCUCCAUGUCACCAUCGAUCGUUCCAAGACAACCUCGGACCAGCCGCUUAACUGCCGCAUCACCUACGAGGGCCAGGGCGAGGAGGAUAUCAGCUUGAACCCCGAGGUCAACCUUAUCACCCGUGUGGCUCUCUACGUCCUCCGCUGCAACGACCAGCGCAGCUUCCCCGUCGAGACUCAUGUGCACAUCAAGAACCCCAUCCCCCUCGGAAGAGGUCUGGGUUCCUCCGGUGCCGCUGUCGUCGCCGGUGUCCAGCUUGGCAAGGAGGUCGGCGGUCUGCAUGACCUCACUCCCGAGCGUCUCUUUGACUACUGCCUCAUGAUUGAGCGUCACCCCGACAACGUCGGCGCCGCCCUCUUCGGUGGCUUCGUCGGCACCUACCUCAAGCCCCUCACCCCCGAAGAGACCGCCCGCACUGAGAUCCCCCUCAGCGAGGUCCUUCCCGCCCCCGCCGGCGGUGUCGACACCGGCAUCAAGCCCCCUUCGCCUCCCUACGGCAUCGGCCACCACAUCAAGUUCCCCUGGGCUCCCGAGAUCAAGGCCGUGGCCAUCAUCCCCGAGUUCGAGGUUCCCACCGCCAAGGCUCGCGAGGUUCUUCCCGCCGAGUAUCCCCGUGCGGAUGUUACCUUCAACCUCCAAAGGAUAGCCCUCCUCCCCGUCGCCCUCGGCCAGUCCCCUCCCGACCCGGAGCUCAUCAACCUGGCCAUGCAGGACAAGCUGCACCAGCCCUACCGCCAGGUCCUGAUCCCCGGCCUGACCAAGAUCGUUGAGUCCAUGACGCCCGCCACGCAGCCCGGCUUGUUGGGCGUCUGCUUGUCCGGCGCGGGACCCACCAUCCUCGCGCUGGCGACCGAGAACUUUGAGACGAUUGCCGAGAAGAUCAUUGAGGAGUUCAAGUCCAACAACAUCACCUGCAGGUGGGAGCUGUUGGAGCCGGCGGAUGGGACUACGGUUACUCAGGCUUAG